AUUCUUCCUCUCGCCCCGCCCACAGGUCCCGAACCUAAACCCGAGCUGAAAUCCGGCGACGAUCCGCGGAGGUUCCAGAAAUGAGAGGGGAACUUUUGUCUUUUGGAGGCGGUCCCCGGAGGGCUGGGGGUGGGGGGUGGGGAACGGACCGGAAGUGACGCGCGCGAGUUCCGGUUGGCCGGACCCCAGCGGCGGGUGUGAGAGUCGGUCGCGAGCCGAUUGCAGGAUCCUGAGAUCCGGAGAAGCUGGGGUCAGAGCGGCUCCUCCAGAGUUAUUGAUCUAUGAAAUGGCAGAGAAUGGAAAAAAUUGUGACCAGAGACGUGUAGCAAUGAACAAGGAACAAUAUAAUGGAAACUUCACAGACCCCUCUUCAAUGAAUGAAAAGAAGAGGAGGGAUCGGGAAGAAAGGCAGAAUAUUGUCCUAUGGAGACAGCCACUCAUUACCUUGCAGUAUUUUUCUCUGGAAAUCCUAGUAAUCUUGAAGGAAUGGACCUCAAAAUUAUGGCAUCGUCAAAGCAUUGUGGUGUCUUUUUUACUCCUCCUGGCUGUACUGAUAGCUACAUAUUAUGUUGAAGGAGCACAUCAACAGUAUGUGCAACGUAUAGAGAAACAAUUUCUUUUGUAUGCCUACUGGAUAGGCUUAGGGAUUUUGUCUUCUGUUGGGCUUGGAACAGGGCUGCACACCUUCCUCCUUUAUCUGGGUCCACAUAUAGCUUCAGUUACAUUAGCUGCUUAUGAAUGCAAUUCAGUUAAUUUCCCCGAACCACCCUAUCCUGAUCAGAUUAUUUGUCCAGAUGAAGAGGGCACUGAAGGAACCAUUUCUUUGUGGAGCAUCAUCUCAAAAGUUAGGAUUGAGGCCUGCAUGUGGGGUAUCGGUACAGCAAUUGGAGAGCUGCCUCCAUAUUUCAUGGCCAGGGCAGCUCGCCUCUCAGGUGCUGAACCAGAUGAUGACGAGUAUCAGGAAUUCGAAGAAAUGCUGGAACACGCAGAGACUGCACAAGACUUUGCUUCCCGGGCUAAACUGGCAAUUCAAAACCUAGUACAGAAGGUUGGAUUUUUUGGAAUUUUGGCCUGUGCUUCAAUUCCAAAUCCUCUAUUUGAUCUGGCUGGAAUAACAUGUGGACACUUUCUUGUACCUUUUUGGACUUUCUUUGGUGCAACUCUGAUUGGAAAAGCAAUAAUUAAAAUGCAUAUCCAGAAAAUCUUCGUUAUAAUAACAUUCAGCAAACACAUAGUGGAGCAGAUGGUGGCUUUCAUUGGCGCUGUCCCCGGCGUAGGUCCAUCUCUGCAGAAGCCAUUCCAGGAAUACCUGGAGGCCCAGCGGCAGAAGCUUCACCACAAAAGUGAAAUGGGCACACCACAGGGAGAAAACUGGUUGUCCUGGGUGUUUGAGAAGUUGGUCGUCGUAAUGGUGUGUUACUUCAUCCUGUCCAUCGUUAACUCCAUGGCACAAAGUUAUGCCAAACGAAUGCAGCAGCGGUUGAACUCAGAGGAAAAAACUAAAUAAGCAGGAAAAGGUUUUAAUGGCAGAAGUUAGAAUGGAUGGGUUCUACCUUAAAUUGGGAGGACUCCAAACCAGGAAGGAAAAUUCCCUUUUCCAACCUGUAUCAAUUUUAAUUUUUUUUUUCCUGAAAGCAGUUUAGUCCAUAUUUUGCACUGACAUACUUUUCCUUUGUGUGUUAAGGUAAGGUAUCCACCCUCAAAUUCAAUCCAACUUGUGUUUUAUUAGGGUGGAAUGUGAUGUUCAGCAGCAAACUUAACAGAAACUGGCCUUUUCUUUGUUACUUUCCAAAGGCCCACGUGGUACAGUUAAAGAAUUCCGGACACCAAAAAAUAGUUCCUAAGUAUGUUGAAUAUGUCAAGCCAUUUAGGCUUGUCAGAAAUGACUCCUUUGUUUUUCUAAGUCAUUAAAAUGUAUAUAAAUUAUACUAGAUUGGAUAACAGUCUUGCAUGUGUAUCAUGGUAAAACUUAAUAUGCCAUCCUGCCCAGCCCUUCCUCUCCUACCUUAAAAAAAAGGCCAUUUUAUGAUGCAUUGCACACCCUCUGGGGAAACUGAUCUUUAAAUUUUGAGACAGUAUAAGAAAAUUCUGGUUGGUGUCUCAUGAAUGAGCUGACACCAUUUUUUAUUCUGUAUAUUUAGAAUGAAGUCAUGAACAAACUUUAUAAAGACAUCUUUGAUCAUUCCAAAAUUGUGUCCGUUUUCUUGAGCGUUUUGAUUUUUGCUUCGUUUUAGCCACUACCAACUAAUGGUCAGCCUUGCCAAAUCUACCUACAACCAUAAUUUCUUAAGCCUUCAUUUAUUUACAUUUAAGAGCCACCACCAAGGCACUUUUUUGUUAGGUUGGAAUCGGGCAGCUUGCUACACGUUGCUGAACUGGCAGCUUACGGAUUUGCAAGGCAAGGGGUUUGUGAAAACGGGAGAAAUGAAAGUAUGUAAAUUAAAGGGCACUGAAGAGAGAAAUAACUAAUUUUGUUUGUUUUUUAAAAAACUACACUUUCUCAUAUCUGUGUUAAUUUUAGCUCAGCGUGUACACUGGUUUUGACAAAUUUACUUUUUAAUGUAACCUAAUUUUCUUGCCUUCUUCAGUAAGUGUUACAUCCUUUUGUGAUUUUCUUUUGGGAUAUUUCUGGUUGAACUUGGUCAUUUUGUUUUGCUUGGGAGGAAAAUAAACAGUUUCACUUUUUUUCUU
Messenger RNA from Odobenus rosmarus divergens (Pacific walrus), 2691 nucleotides. RefSeq names its product vacuole membrane protein 1 (gene VMP1). The record is from RefSeq and is a predicted model, not a curated record. Gene Ontology annotation, biological process: Golgi organization; autophagy. Bases 287 to 1507 code for a protein of 406 amino acids. The transcript is spliced from 12 exons. NCBI's taxonomy places the organism in Eukaryota, Metazoa, Chordata, Mammalia, Carnivora, Odobenidae. Gene Ontology annotation, cellular component: endomembrane system; membrane; endoplasmic reticulum.